Messenger RNA from Scleropages formosus (Asian bonytongue), 1474 nucleotides. Its product is annotated as transmembrane protein 53-A. The coding region runs from base 226 to 1059 and encodes 277 amino acids. The record is from RefSeq and is a predicted model, not a curated record. The transcript has 3 exons. Gene Ontology annotation, molecular function: serine hydrolase activity. NCBI's taxonomy places the organism in Eukaryota, Metazoa, Chordata, Actinopteri, Osteoglossiformes, Osteoglossidae.
GUCAUGUGAAUUGAGCAGCUUUUUAUUGCUCCUUGUUUUCAUGAUGAAACGCUGAUCACUCCAGCGAUCAUUUCUUUUGUAACCCAUUUACGUACCAAAAUCAUAGCUCGCACGCAUUUGGUUACGGUUCAGUCAUUAUUUAGCGUUUAUACAGUUUGUUCAUUGAGAGAUACUGCUCUGAAGCGGCCCAUAAUCUGCUCAGAACAACAGGCUUCUGUCACCAAAAUGAUGUCCUUGUCAGCUGUCAUGAGUGGUGUCACUGCUCACAAAAUCAGCAAAACCAUCACAUAUUUGCUGAAUGAGUCUAAAGCGGUAACCAAGAGCCCUAAAAGCAAACCAAAGCCCUUACUCCUGCUUCUUCCCUGGCUCGGGUCUAGACCCCAGGGUUUGGCCAAGUAUUGUGAAAUAUACUUUCGCACAGGCUUUGAUGUUCUAGUGGUGGAAACUGAAGUGAGUCAAUUCUUGUGGCCUCGUUGGGGCUUAGACUAUGGAGCUAAGGUCCUGGAGGUGCUAGAGAGGGAUGCCUUCAUCUCCCGGCCCUUGCUGGUUCAUGCAUUCUCCAUAGGGGGCUACACCUUCACCCAGCUGCUCAACCACAUUCCUGGUUGUAGCCAACAGUGCCAGAGCCUGGCUGACAGAAUUAAAGGUCAAAUUUAUGACAGCCUGGUGAUAGGAUCCCUUGAGCAUAUGGCCACAGGCCUAGGGAAAACCUUGUUCCCACAGUGGGAAGGCUUGUUUCGGCAAGCAAGCCUGUUGUACUUUAGAGCCUUCAAGAAACACACAGUGGACUAUUUCAAAUCGAGUGUUGACCUGUUCUGGAACCACCCAGUCACAGCUCCUGCCCUCUUCUUCUUCUGUGAGAAUGAUCCACUCUGUGAUUACAACAAGAUGGAGGAGCUCAUUGAGUGCUGGAGGAGUGCAGGCAUGGUAGUUGAGGGAAAGAAGUGGAAGGAAUCCAUUCAUGCAGCACAUCUGCGGCAGCACCCCGAGGAAUAUCUGGCCGUAUUGGAGAGCUUCUUGCGGUCUCUUGACUUGGUUCCACUGAAGGCUAAAAUGUGAAAGCUAACUUUAUAUUGGCAUCUGAAGUGAAUAUUUUUAUUCUGAUAAAGGGUCACUGUUUCAUUGAUCAUUUGGGAAAUAUCCUUGAAGUGCAAAUUUGCUUUAUUGCCAAAGAUCAAAGCAAAAAUGCUAAAGAAGAAAACGCACAAUGCAAUGCUGUUUAUAAAAACUCAGGAAAAAAUGUAAUUAGUAAUAAUAAAAAUAACAGCAGUAGCCAUAAGCCUAGGUGUAAUUGAGAAAAAAAGCAGCAUGAACUGAGUAAAACACUACGGGUAUACAAUUAAAAGUAAUCUGGGUUUUUUUAAGCAAGAUUUAAACAUUUCAUCAUUCUUCUUCCAGUGGAAGGCUGUACUGUACAAACAGAAUCUGGCAGGCCUGUUAUUUAAGAACUGAGUGUUUGUUGAUAUAAACUUGC